Molecule: messenger RNA, 1506 nt
Organism: Cynara cardunculus var. scolymus (artichoke)
Lineage: Eukaryota; Viridiplantae; Streptophyta; Magnoliopsida; Asterales; Asteraceae
Product: glucan endo-1,3-beta-glucosidase 8
Exons: 2
Coding region: 1-1506 (501 amino acids)
Biological process (GO): carbohydrate metabolic process
Cellular component (GO): plasma membrane
Molecular function (GO): hydrolase activity, hydrolyzing O-glycosyl compounds
Source: RefSeq, a predicted model, not a curated record
AUGGCUACGAACCCAUGCCAAUUCAUCAUCACACUACUCCUGAUGAUCUGUUUCUCGGCACCAUUUAUGGCGAUCGUCAAUUGUUCCGAUUCCGAUUCCGAUUCCAGUCCCAGUACCGGUGUAGGAGUCAACUGGGGAACCAUGACCAGCCACCAGUUGCCGGCGGAGCAGGUGGUGGAGAUGAUGAGAGAGAAUGGAUUCAAGAAGGUGAAGCUCUUUGAAGCAGAAAAAAGGAUCAUGGAAGCCCUAAUUGGAUCAGAGAUUGAGGUGAUGGUGGCGAUCCCCAAUUUCAUGUUGUUGGAUAUGAGUCAAGAUCCAAGUUAUGCUGAUUAUUGGGUUGAUUCUAAUAUUACUACUUAUGCUUAUCCUGGUGGUGUUGAUAUCAAGUAUGUUGCAGUUGGAAACGAGCCGUUCCUCAAAGCGUACAACGCUACGUACCUCCAAAUCACAUUACCGGCUUUGAAGAAUGUCCAAAAUGCCCUUAAUCGCGCGGGUCUCGGGUCGCAGAUCAAAGCCACGGUCCCGUUGAAUGCCGAUAUCUACGAGUCUCCGGAAUCGAACCCCGUCCCGUCGGCCGGUGACUUCCGCUCCGAAAUCAAAGAUGCCACGAUCGAAAUCAUUCAGUUUCUUUAUUCCAACGACGCCCCUUUCACGGUUAAUAUUUACCCGUUUCUUAGCCUCUACGGUAACGAAUAUUUCCCGAUGGAUUUCGCGUUCUUUGACGGAUCGAAUAAGCCCGUUAAAGACAAAAAUUAUCUCUAUACCAACGUUUUCGACGCAAAUUACGACACAUUGGUUGCUUCUUUAACGAAAGCCGGAUAUCCCGAAAUGAAAAUUGUCGUGGGCGAAAUCGGGUGGCCGACGGAUGGGGACAUAAACGCGAACGUAAAAAAUGCGAAAAGAUUCAACCAGGGUGUGAUCAAACACGUUUUGAGCUCGAAAGGUACCCCGGUCCGAAAAGGGCCGUUGGAAAUUUACCUUUUUAGCCUUCUAGACGAAAACAAGAAAAGUAUAGCUCCGGGUUCGUUCGAGACACAUUGGGGGAUUUUCGAAUACGAUGGUAAACCGAAAUACGAAUUGGACCUAUCGGGGUCUAAGAGAAACAAAGGGUUAUCACCGGUGGUUGGGGUGCGGUACAUGAGCCGGAGGUGGUGCGUGUUGAACCCACGCGUCAAACAAUUGGACGGAUUGGCUAAGGAGAUCGAUUACGCAUGUAGCUUAUCGGAUUGUACGUCUUUAGGUUACGGAUCGUCGUGUAACCGGUUGAGUUUAUCCGGAAACGCUUCGUAUGCUUUUAACAUGUACUAUCAACUUCAAGAUCAAAACGAUUGGGAUUGCGAGUUUUCCGGGUUGGCGAUGGUGACCGGAGAGGAUCCAUCGGUGGGGGAAUGCCGGUUUCCGGUGAUGAUUGCUUAUGGAACGUCGGUGGUGGUUCACCGGAAAGUUUUGAAGGUGUUGUUGGGCGUUGUUGAAGGUUGCAUUGUGUUCUUGCUUCUGGUCUCAUAG